GGGAGGGAACCAUAGAGAGCGGCGGGAGGGUCUGGCAGCAGACCCCCGAGGCGAUGCUGCAGGAGGCAGCCCCUUAGCCCCCGCCAUGCCGUUCUCCGACUUCGUCGUGGCGCUCAAGGACAACCCCUACUUCGGGGCCGGGUUCGGCCUGGUCGGGGUGGGCACGGCCCUGGCCCUGGCGCGGAAGGGGGCUCAGUUCGGCCUGGUAGCUUUCAGGCGCCAUUAUAUGAUCACCCUGGAGGUGCCCAGCAAAGAUAAGAGCUACCACUGGCUGCUGAACUGGAUCUCGCACCACGCCAAGCACACGCAGCACCUGAGCGUCGAGACGUCGUACCUGCAGCACGAGAGCGGGCGCGUCAGCACCAAGUUCGACUUCGUCCCCAGCCCCGGGAACCAUUUCAUCUGGUAUCGGAGGAAGUGGAUUCGCAUCGAGCGCAACCGGGAGAAGCAGAUGAUCGACCUGCACACGGGGACCCCCUGGGAGUCUGUCACCUUCACGGCGCUGGGCACCGACCGGGAGAUCUUCUUCAACAUCCUGCAGGAAGCCCGGGAGCUGGCUCUGCAGCAGCAGGAGGGGAGGACGAUCAUGUACACGGCCAUGGGGGCGGAGUGGCGGCAGUUCGGCUUCCCCCGCCGCCGCCGGCCUCUCAGCUCCGUGGUGCUGGAGGAAGGCGUGUCGGAGAGGCUGGUGCAGGACGUGAAGGAGUUCAUCGACAACCCCAAGUGGUACAGCGAGAGAGGGAUCCCGUACCGAAGAGGCUACCUGCUGUACGGCCCUCCCGGCUGUGGGAAGAGCAGCUUCAUCACAGCCCUGGCCGGGGAGCUGCAGUACAGCAUCUGCCUGCUCAGCCUCAGUGACCGCAGCCUGUCCGACGACCGGCUCAACCACCUCCUGAGCGUGGCGCCGCAGCAGAGCAUCAUCCUCCUGGAGGACGUGGACGCUGCCUUCGUCAGCCGGGACCUCGCUGCUGAGAACCCUGCUGCGUACCAAGGCAUGGGGCGCCUCACCUUCAGCGGCCUCCUCAACGCCCUGGAUGGCGUGGCCUCCACGGAGGCCAGGAUCGUCUUCAUGACCACCAACUACGUGGACAGGCUGGACCCAGCCCUGGUGCGGCCGGGACGCGUGGACCUCAAGCAGUACGUGGGGCACUGCUCCCGCCGGCAGCUCGCCCGCAUGUUCCAGCGCUUCUACCCCGAGCAGCCCCCGGCCGCGGCCGAGCGCUUCGCGGAGCGGGCGCUGGGGGUGUGCGAGCAGCUCAGCGCCGCCCAGGUGCAGGGCCACUUCAUGCUCUACAAGGCAGACCCCGGGGGAGCCGUCGAGAACGUGGGCUCCAUGCUGCUGUGAGCGGGCUGAGC
Oxyura jamaicensis (ruddy duck) is the source of this 1356-nucleotide messenger RNA. It is a transcript of the gene BCS1L, whose product is annotated as mitochondrial chaperone BCS1. Gene Ontology annotation, molecular function: ATP hydrolysis activity; ATP binding. Gene Ontology annotation, cellular component: mitochondrial inner membrane. Lineage: Eukaryota; Metazoa; Chordata; Aves; Anseriformes; Anatidae. Gene Ontology annotation, biological process: protein insertion into mitochondrial inner membrane from matrix; mitochondrial respiratory chain complex III assembly. The record is from RefSeq and is a predicted model, not a curated record. The transcript is spliced from 9 exons. The coding region runs from base 86 to 1345 and encodes 419 amino acids.